GAAGCCGAAAUUUGAUUGCUAACAUCAUUCGUGUAAUGUCACACGUUUAUUUUUAUCGUCGUCUUUUUUCAGCAGCAGCAGCAGCAUGCACUAACUUCAUCUGGUCAUUUCAUUUCAUUCAUUUGACGUUGCACUCAUGGUUUACUUUGAACGUGAAACGAAAUACGAUAUUGUAAAUAAAGUUUGUGUGAUAUUCUAAGGUAUGGCUUCGAAUAAUAAACCAACAGCAUCAUCAUUGUUCAAGGCAGGCAUGCAGAUACCAACGCAGAUUAAACGUGAACCAUUGCCAGCCGACAGUAAAUUGUAUACAACCGAACGUUUAUCAUCAUUUCGUCUACCACGCGAUUUAACUCUGGGCGGUGUGCCAUUAAAAACUCCAAUUGCUCGACCGAAUUUAUUACAAGCCAAUAAAAAAGUCUAUACUCCAAAUUUAAAUGCGAUUAGAAAUAAAAAUGCCGAUGUGAAAACGUCAAGGGAUACAUCCAUUUCAAAUGCUCGGGGCAGAGGAAGAGGACGUGGUGGCCAAACGGAACGUGGGGGCCGAACGGAACGUGGAAGGGGCGGUGGGCCUGGGACACACAAGCCUCGGAAUUCAGUUGUAGCGUCAUCAGGUCUUUUUUCCGAAGGAGCUGGUGAUGGUGUAACCAAGCAUUUAUUUCGUAGUUUUCGAAGUGCUGAUGACUCAACAGCGUCCACUCUGCGUCGACCGACACUUUCAAAGAAACGCGAGAAAUUCGAUCCACAGGCUGAACAAAAGCACAUUGCGGAAAUUUAUGAUUUGGACGUAGACGAUAUUGAUGAUCCAUCCGGAGGAGGCGGAGCAGGAGCUUCAGCUAACGAUCAAAAUUCACCAAUUAUUUUGAGUCAAGUGAAAAGUGAAGUGAAGCUCGAACAACGGAUUAAUAGUAUGGAAAUUAAAGAGGAAAAUAAUGACACAUCCAAUACUAGACUGAAAUAUCCGCGUAAUAUAGGCGAAUUUUUAGAUAGGAAUACCCCACAACUCUUCCUUAUGCAGCUACCAGAUGCGCUACCGGGUCAUGGAACUGAGCCGGAGCCAGCCGAUAGCGCUGAAUCACAAGAGUCGAGUCAACUGCAGGACAAUUUGUGUACGAUGCGAAAUUUAGAGGAGGGCCAAAUUGGUCGCCUAGUGCGAUAUCGUUCAGGGAAAACAAAGCUUCUAUUAGGCGAUUCCAAAUUUGACAUUGAUUUGGGAAUCGAUCCGAAUCUAAUGCAAGAAGUGGUAUCAACUCAAAUAAAUAAGUCUGAACGAAGCGGAAGCGUGAUAAAUUUGGGACAAAUUAAUGCUAAACUAAGUGCCGUACCGGACUGGGAAUUCAUUUUAAACAAUAUCGUCGAUAAAAAAUCAUAGCAUCCGUGCGUAUCUCGGGUGUGCGUGAUUCAAUUGCAAGUUAUAUUGAUGUGUUUAUUUCUCGAUCUGCGACGAUGUGAGGUUGCAUGAACGAUGAUUUAUAUAAAUAGGAAUUAAAAUAAAUUAAACGAGAUAUGUUCUUUUUCAAUUUUGUUAAUAUAAACGAAUUAUCAAUUUCGAAUGCAACAACAACAACAAAACAA
Molecule: messenger RNA, 1572 nt
Organism: Sitodiplosis mosellana (orange wheat blossom midge)
Lineage: Eukaryota; Metazoa; Arthropoda; Insecta; Diptera; Cecidomyiidae
Gene: RpIIIC53
Product: DNA-directed RNA polymerase III subunit RPC4
Exons: 4
Coding region: 203-1369 (388 amino acids)
Biological process (GO): transcription by RNA polymerase III
Cellular component (GO): RNA polymerase III complex
Molecular function (GO): DNA binding
Source: RefSeq, a predicted model, not a curated record